This is a messenger RNA of Diutina rugosa, 1131 nucleotides long. Its product is annotated as 2,3-butanediol dehydrogenase. Gene Ontology annotation, cellular component: cytoplasm. Gene Ontology annotation, molecular function: zinc ion binding; (R,R)-butanediol dehydrogenase activity. The transcript has a single exon. The coding region runs from base 1 to 1131 and encodes 376 amino acids. The record is from RefSeq and is a predicted model, not a curated record. Gene Ontology annotation, biological process: butanediol biosynthetic process. Lineage: Eukaryota; Fungi; Ascomycota; Pichiomycetes; Serinales; Debaryomycetaceae.
AUGAAAGGGGUGGUGUUCUACAACCAGCACGAUGUGCGCUACCAGACCGAUGUCGCCGAGCCCCAGAUCGAGCACCCUACUCAGGUGAAGAUCAAGCCGAGAUUCUGUGGCAUUUGUGGUAGCGACUUACACGAGUAUGAGGAAGGCCCUAUCUUGUUUCAGUGUCCCCGAAACCCAAUCUCCGAUAAACCUUACCAGCAGUGUAUGGGCCACGAGAUGUGCGGCGAGGUGGUCGCCGUGGGUUCGGCGGUCACCGAUAUCGCUGUCGGCGACCAAGUUGUCGUCGAGGCGACGGCGCUGUGUAUUGACCGCGCUCUAUUGGAACAGCCAGGCUCCGAGCUCUGUGAGGCCUGCGCCCACGGUAAAACCAACGCCUGCCACCAGAUCUCAUUUGUCGGUUUAGGAUUCAUGGGCGGCGGUUUCGCCGAGUACUGUGUCGUCGACCAGUACCACUGUGUCAAGUAUGACCCCGACGUGAUCCCCAACGACAUCGCCGCCCUCGUCGAGCCGUUGCUGGUGGCGUGGCACGCGAUUGAAGUGGCUAAGGUUAAGCCGAGCCACCUGGCUUUGGUGCUUGGAGCGGGGCCCAUUGGUCUCUGUGUGGUGUUGGCGUUAAAGGCUCAAGGAUUACGCCACAUCGUGGUGCUGGAACCAGCGCCAGCACGCCGAGCGCUCGCUAACCUGUUUGGGGCUAUCGUCUACGACCCGACGCUGGCGGCGCUGGUGGCGGAACUGGACGAGGCGUUGCGCCAGAUGAGCGCCGGCGGGUUAGGCUACGACCGGGCCUACGACUGUCUGGGGAUCCCCGUCACCUUCAAUUGCAUGGUCCAGAGUCUCCGUCUGGGCGGCGUCGGCACCAACGUCGCCAUCUGGCCUCCGCGCCCCGUGCCGCUCAUGGUGAUGGACUUGACGCUCCGCGAGCGGUUCAUCGUGGGGCUGAUGUGCUACACCCGCGCCGACUUUGAGCUGGUGGUGGCGGCGUUUGAGGCGAAGAAGUUCCACCCGGAAGAGGUGAGACAGUUGGUCACGAAAGUGGUGCCGUUGCCAGACACUGUCAGCGGUGGCUUUGACGAGCUAUUGAAAAAUCGCGCCGCCCACAUCAAGAUCUUGAUUGACAGCGGCAGCGGGUGA